Messenger RNA from Anopheles darlingi, 5163 nucleotides. RefSeq names its product glutamate decarboxylase (gene Gad1). Gene Ontology annotation, molecular function: carboxy-lyase activity; pyridoxal phosphate binding. Gene Ontology annotation, cellular component: cytoplasm. Bases 459 to 1997 code for a protein of 512 amino acids. The transcript is spliced from 7 exons. NCBI's taxonomy places the organism in Eukaryota, Metazoa, Arthropoda, Insecta, Diptera, Culicidae. The record is from RefSeq and is a predicted model, not a curated record. Gene Ontology annotation, biological process: carboxylic acid metabolic process.
GCCCAGCUAUCACAGCUCGUAAGAACGUCGGACAGUACGGACAGUGGUCGGUGCCUGGAGCCUUGAGCGUAUCAGAGUGUUCUCCCCCGUACCGUCGGCCGGAACGUGCGUGUGUGUGUAAGUGCAGAACGUGUGCGUGUGUCGCGUGAGUGUCCCAAGGUUCCUUGUGAGACGGAUUUACUCCGUAGUUCAAUUUCAUCAACUCCGUUCUUUUGCUGCAACGUGCAAAAGGUUGAGAAGAGUGUCCCAAGUACUACAGGAUACGGAGUCAGUGUUACCAGAGGACUGUUAUAUAAGCGAGCAUACGAGCAAGUGCUGCUAGUGGAUAACUACCAGGGCGAAUCUUUGUCGAGACAAACGCUAUCCUAACUCACACGUUCUGCCAUAACACCAUACCUGCUGAGAACAGCUCAUUGAUAAGCUCUACGGCCAGGACAGACACACACAGAGAGGUCACAAUGACGUCGAUAAACGUGGACAAAUACAAGCUGUCCGACAAAACGGCGAAGCUUACGGCAAAAGACAUUAUCCCGUGCGUACAGUCGUCCGAUUCUGCCGAGACUCGCGAGUUUCUGAACAAAAUCGCCGAGCUGCUGGUCGACUAUGUCAACGUACAGAAUGACCGGAAGGAGAAGAUCCUCGAUUUUCACCAUCCCGAGGACAUGAAGAAGCUGCUCACGCUUGACAUUCCCGAGGAUGCGGUCACCCUGCAGCAGCUGGUAAAGGACUGUGCCAUGACGCUGAAGUAUCAGGUGAAGACGGGACAUCCGCAUUUCUUCAAUCAGCUGUCGUGCGGACUGGACGUGGUUUCGAUGGCCGGCGAGUGGCUGACGGCGACGGCCAACACCAACAUGUUCACGUACGAGAUCGCCCCGGUCUUCAUCCUGAUGGAGAACGUCGUGCUGUCGAAGAUGCGUCAGAUUAUCGGUUGGGAGGGUGGUGACUCCAUCCUGGCACCCGGUGGUUCCAUCUCGAACCUGUACGCGUUCCUGGCCGCCCGGCACAAGAUGUUCCCGAACUACAAGGAGCAUGGCGCCCGUGCCUUACCCGGUGAGCUGGUGAUGUUCACCUCGGACCAGUGCCACUACUCGGUCAAAUCGUGCGCCGCCGUCUGCGGGCUCGGCACGGACAACUGCGUUAUGGUACCGUCCGAUGAGCAUGGGCGCAUGAUUGCGACCGAACUGGAGCGGUUGAUCCUGGACCGGAAGGCCCGUGGUCAGAUUCCGUUCUUCGUGAAUGCGACCGCCGGUACGACGGUGCUCGGUGCGUUCGAUCCGAUCAACACGAUUGCCGAUAUCUGCGAGAAGUACAAGUGUUGGUUCCACGUCGAUGCUGCCUGGGGUGGUGGACUGCUGCUCUCCCCCAAGUACCGUCAUCCGCGCUUCGAUGGCAUUGAAAGAUGCGACUCGAUCACAUGGAACCCUCACAAGCUGAUGGGUGCCCUGCUGCAGUGUUCAACGAUUCAUUUCAAGGAGGAUGGUCUGCUGAUUAGCUGCAACCAGAUGUCGGCCGAGUAUCUGUUCAUGACGGACAAACUGUACGACAUCAGCUACGAUACCGGCGAUAAGGUGAUCCAGUGCGGUCGGCACAACGACAUCUUCAAGCUGUGGCUGCAGUGGCGCUCGAAGGGCACGGAAGGGUUCGGUAAGCACAUGGACCAUCUGAUGGAGCUGGCCGAGUACGAGGUGAAGCGCAUCAAGCAGCAAUCGGACAAGUUCUACCUGAUCAUGGAACCGGAGUGUGUCAACGUGUCGUUCUGGUACAUCCCGAAGCGGCUUCGCGGGGUACCGCACGACGCCAAGAAGGAGCAGCAGCUGGCCAAGAUCUGUCCGAUCAUCAAGUCGCGCAUGAUGCAGUCCGGUACGCUGAUGGUCGGCUACCAGCCGGAUGAUCGCCGUCCGAACUUCUUCCGCUCGAUCAUCUCUUCCAUCGCGGUCACCGAGGCCGACGUGGACUUUAUGCUGAACGAAAUCGAUCGCCUUGGACAGGAUCUGUAAGGUGGGCGAACGUUACGUUGCGUACGUUCGUGUCUGAGAGCGUUACCGAAGGUAAACCGCCUCGAACCCCUCGGGCGGGCUCUGUCUAGCGAGCUGCUCCUGGUGUGCUAGCCAAAUUGGAGAGCGAGCGAGACAUUUUAAUCAACCAAUGAGUAUCAGUUAUGAAGACAUAUCAAUAUCUUCAACAAGUUGUUGUGUUUUUAGAUGUCCAAAGAAGCUACCCCUGCGAAGGUACAAACUUGUUUGAUGUAGAACAAUGAUGUUUUUGUUUUUAAAACAAAUCCUUGUAAUGUUUAGCAACUGUUAUCGGUCGCUCGUCGAUAGGCCACGAUCCAGGCCAGCAUUUCGUGGUUCAUACUGUCAAAGACAUGUGAGACCGUAUUAGUGAAUCUUUAAUUUUGCUCCGUUCAGUUUUGAUACCUUCCAACGGUGCUCAGCGCCAGCGUUUUUAGCUUCCUUAUGUUAUAGCCUCAUGUAAGCAAAUGACAAAAACCACUAUUUACUGAACCUUGACUGUUGAAUCCCCUUGGGUGGCCGAUAGUAAACGAGAGCGGGGAAACAAAAUUAUACAUAUAUCUAUAUAUAUAUACACAGACACAGAAAGGCAAACCCCUUUAAAGAGAUAUAUACAGCACACUUAUAGAUAUAUAUACAAGGCCACACGCACUCAAUUCGGCACUGAAGCGCAGCAUCCUAUAAUGUAUGCGGCAGAAACACUCAUUUUGGCGAGGAGACGAUCUUGCGCGAUCCAUCCGCAGUACUACUGGGCGCGUCACUCCAUUUCCAUUCUUUUCGAAAGUCCUCGGCAUCAUUACUGUUGGCGCUCGUGUCCAAUCGGUAGAUGUUCGAGGGCGAUCCAUACCCAGCAGAUCACAUAUAGACAUUCAACCGGAAAUAGCCAAAUUCGAUGUACCUUGGAACACACACACACACACACACUUACACACUGAGAAUACGAGAAGACGAGUUGUUCGACAAAAAACAAACAAAAACGAAAUGCAUAAGAGUUGCACAAAAUUUACCAAUUGGUCUAUGUGUAGUGUCGCAAUAACAGGUAACAGGUGACGAUCGCGAUCAACGACGAUAUCGUAACGGGAGGCAUUUACUAAGAUAAUCUAAGAAUCCUUGCAUCCACGUUGGUUGUGUUAGUCCGACGCGUUCAGCGCCAUCAUAGCGAUUACGUUUCCGGUAUCCUUGCUCUAUCCGUGCUGCUUCAUUUGUGUAUUGGUUUUCCGCCAGUUCGUCCACAGUCCAAUGCCGGUGUAGACGGAUGGUCGUAGAUUGAAACGAAUAUGUAAAUAUUAGGCUUUUAGGUAUGUUAACGCUCCAAUGUCUCCUACCGUGGAAAACGGUGUCCCGACACGUGAGAGAAAGAGAAAAGAACGAAGAAGAAAAGCGAGGGAAAACGCUUCUGGAUCUGCUGAGGCGGCGAUCGCUGGACCAGCAAGUGCGCCACCCGUGUAACCUGACUGAGAAUGUUAUCGCCACGCGAAUAAUUGUUGAUGCUAGUGAGGGAUCGUCGACGAUCUGCCGUAUCUCGAUGAACUACGAGAUGAGAAAGGUGGAACGAGAGAAUAUUAAAUUUUGCCAGAGUUUAGCUACGAUGAAGAUCCAUGAAGGUGGUCCGCACCGGCCCACGGGUUUUUGAUUGCGGGUAGGAUUUGUGUGAACCGAUUUGCGCGGUAAGGGACUUGUAAGCUCCUUUCAUUUGCUAACGCAUAUCCGGCCACGAUUAUGUUCGCUUUCCUGCAAAACACCUUGCCACGUAAGGUGUGCUUACUGUAGAUAUCCAUUGAGUAUCCGUUCCGUUCAGACAAUCCUCCUACCCUUUUGAUUGCCCCUCCGUAAACGUAACUUUUUCCGUUUUGGCAGCCAAAGAGUUCAACGCAACAUGCAUUUAAGUGUCCUCCACCCCCGAAAUGGAACCGGUGGACACGGUGUAGGCUAUAUACAUAUAUACAUAUAUACAUAUAACGGUACUGCUUAGGAAUUAAUGUUCUCUGCCAGGACAACAAAAUGGCGAAUGACGAAGCUGUAGUCAUGUGUAUGAUUUCUAGUAGAAUUCUAAUUUUAAGACAGCACUGUUCGAUGAGGCAUAAGCGCAUCGUCGCUUGAUUUCCGGUAACCGUUGGAUUUGGGAACCAAGUUCCAACAACCGACGUGCACCGAAACCAAGCGAACGUGCUCAAAGUGACUCGGCGGAGAACAGUGAGAACAAACGACAAAAUCACAAAGUCUUCCUUCAAAUGAAAUGUUAAUUAAUCAACGAUUCAUGCUCACUCUCAGAUACUCUGAUUUGUUGGCGUUGGCGAGACUGACGAGGUUGCUGGUGAACUUUAACAUGACGCGCGCAAACACACACGUGCCCGGAUGACACACGAUCGGACAGACGAACAAUUUGUAGGUGGAAAAAGGUUAAAAGGAGGGCUUUGCUAAACUCACGACAGCCACUCUUUUGACUCUUUAACGCUUCCAGGUGGUUCUCUGUACCUAACGUACAUACAUUUGAGGUGCACGAAGCAGUCACCAAGCCUCCUCGCCGUGCCCUAUUUGUAUAUUUCAUCUCGAAAGUGAUGUGAAUCGUUUACGCGCAUAAUGUAACAUGGAGGCGAAGAAAGCCGAGAUGAGAAAAUGUGAAGAAAAUCAACUCAAAAAAAGAGGUUUUUGAAAAACUAGAAAAGCAACCAAAAAAAGAGGACAAACGGGAAAACACGGAAACUUAUCUGGCUGCACAACGACCGUGGCUCCAUUGUGGCAGGCAUCCGAGAGAAUUGGAAAUAGUACCACUUGCAAGCCUUCAAAUGAUCCCACGAACGGUGUUGACGGGCUGCUAUAUCCCCUUACCCUAGGGAUCAUUCUCCCCCCAAAAGGCUUUAGUUGUUUAGCGCAGUAGCCAUUGUGCCGUUUGCGUUCUUUAUUUAAAUGCGUGCGAGACUAGCAAUGGUCUCUAAUCCUCCACUCUCAAAUAGAACUCAUUUCGGGCUCCAAUGCCUCGCCAGCUAGUGCAACGCAAUAGAAAUGCAGCAUCUCUCUUCAUCUGUUUAGUGGUCGUUCUCGAGAAAACUGCGAAACCGUGAGCCAGAAACUACUACGAAAGUAAACGAGCAAAUCCCCUUCCUCCCCGUUCCACAAGCCAAUCAAUGCCCACUAGAUGUUAUGUGUUGUU